AUGAUGGCAUUCAAGAAAACCCUAGCCCAGCGCCUGUUCAACAUCUCCAAGAUCUCGCCCCAAACCCUCCGAAACUGCCGGAUUUCUUCGUCGGCGGUUCAUACCCGACCGGCUCCCAAGCCACGGGAAACAAGCAUCGCACCCGACCCGGGAGACAAUGUCAUUUUCCGCCGCUUCCUCCACAAGAGGUCGUCGCCGGCGACAUCCCAGAGGCCGGAGAUGUGGUCCUUGCCGACUGGAGAAAACCUGAUGCAGAAGCUCAGGGUCAUGGCCAUUGGCUCUGACCGAAUCCGAUUGGACUGUUUGGCUCCGCCGGAGCCCGAGCAGGAGAAGUCACCGGCGGUGGGGUCAGGAUUGACGGCGGAGGAAACCAGGAAGUUGCUGAGGGUGGCCCAGUUGGAGGCUGUGAAAUCGAAGCUUCGAGAAGUCCAGAAAAGCUGGGUAUCGUAUCCGGAGUUUGUUCGGAUAUGCAAGGAGGGUUGUUCGGAUCCGGAUCUGGGUCUCGGGUUCGCCAAGUCGUUAGACGAAAACGGGUCCGUUAUCGUGUUGGGAAACGCCGUUUGCUUGAGGCCUGAGCAGGUAGCUAAAGCCAUCCAGGAACUAAUUCCAAUUCCAGGAGCUGCAGCAGUCAACCCAAACGACCCAAGAAUCAGGGAAUUGGAGGACAUGGAGAGGCAGAAGUUUGAAAUCGACAGGAAAGCCGAGUCCCUGGUUCGGAGGGAGCUCUGGUGUGGGCUUGCAUAUCUUGUUGUCCAAACAGCCGGGUUCAUGAGGCUCACCUUCUGGGAACUCUCGUGGGACGUCAUGGAACCUAUUUGCUUCUACGUUACUUCAAUGUACUUCAUGGCUGGCUAUGCAUUUUUCCUCAGGACCUCGAAAGAGCCCUCUUUCGAGGGAUUUUUCCAGAGCAGGUCUCAUGCGAAGCAGAAGCGCCUCAUGAAGCUUCAGAACUUCGAUGAGGGAAGGUACAAUGAGCUCAGAAAAGCUUGUUAUCCUUACUCGUCAUCGUCUUCUUCGGAACUGCCCGCAUCAACUGCUUUUGAUGGGCCAAAGAGUGUUGUGCAGUUUGGUUCAAUACAUAGUUAA
Messenger RNA from Prunus armeniaca (apricot), 1086 nucleotides. The record is from the annotation of a GenBank genome assembly. Lineage: Eukaryota; Viridiplantae; Streptophyta; Magnoliopsida; Rosales; Rosaceae.